Molecule: messenger RNA, 2270 nt
Organism: Theobroma umbraticum
Lineage: Eukaryota; Viridiplantae; Streptophyta; Magnoliopsida; Malvales; Malvaceae
Product: glucomannan 4-beta-mannosyltransferase 9-like
Cellular component (GO): Golgi apparatus
Molecular function (GO): mannan synthase activity
Source: RefSeq, a predicted model, not a curated record
AAGCUUUGUUUGUCUCUAACUCUCUUUACAAUUAGAAUUUCAUGCUUGUUUUGUAGUAUGUUUUUGCCCUCUUUUUCUUGUUUGUAUAGCAAGGUUUGAAACUUGGUUCACCUUCAGUUUUGUGAUCAUUCUGGAAGUGGGUCUGCUGCUGCAAUGGAGAGCUUUAGAUCUACUUACUGACAGAAGUCCAGCUUGCUCUCUCUCCUACAUUGCCUAUACGUAACUCACAAGCAAUAAUCACAGCUCUUGAAACCAAAUAUAGAUUCGUGUUCUUUUCGCAAAGCCAACCUACUUCUUUAUAACCAAAGCACGUAUAGUAACACCAUAACGUGUAGUACUUUCUCAGGCAGGCUCCUAUUUGUCCAUACCAAAGAGCUCUGAUGGACCAGAUAUCGGAGACCUCCAGGACCAUAAUUCCAGGCACAUUUCAGGUCAGUCAGGAUGAUAUUACAGGCCAAAUUGGGUUGAUUUGGCAGCAAACAAAAGCGCCAUUGAUCGUGCCUGUCUUGAAAGUUAUGGUGGUUUUGUGUCUGGCAAUGUCCAUAAUGCUUUUUGUUGAAAGGGUGUAUAUGGGAAUUGUUAUAGUCUUUGUGAAGUUGUUUGGGAGAAAACCUGAGAAGAUGUACAAAUUGGAGCCGAUGAAGGAUGAUGUUGAGCUUGGUUAUUCUGCUUAUCCCAUGGUUCUAGUACAAAUCCCAAUGUACAAUGAAAAAGAGGUUUAUCAGCUAUCAAUUGGAGCUGCAUGUGGGCUUUCAUGGCCAGCUGAUCGGAUCAUAAUUCAAGUGCUCGAUGAUUCAACAGAUCCUGCCAUUAAGGCCUUGGUGGAACUAGAAUGCCAAAGAUGGGCAAGCAAGGGCAUAAACAUAAAGUACGAAAUACGGGACAACAGGAAUGGAUACAAAGCAGGUGCUCUCAAAGAAGGCAUGAAGCAUAGCUACGUCAAACAAUGUGACUACGUGGCUAUUUUUGACGCUGAUUUCCAACCUGAGCCAGACUUCCUCUGGCGCACCAUCCCGUUUCUUGUCAGCAACCCUGAAAUUGCACUUGUUCAAGCACGUUGGAAAUUUGUCAACUCAGACGAAUGCUUAAUGACAAGGAUGCAAGAGAUGUCAUUGGAUUACCAUUUCAUAGUGGAGCAAGAAGUAGGGUCUUCAACCCAUGCUUUCUUUGGUUUCAAUGGUGUCUGGAGAAUUUCGGCACUCAGUGAAGCCGGAGGAUGGAAAGACAGAACAACAGUGGAGGACAUGGAUUUGGCUGUCCGAGCUAGUCUUAAAGGCUGGAAAUUCGUUUAUGUCGGCGACCUCAAGGUGAAAAAUGAAUUGCCAAGUACUUUCAAGGCCUACCGAUACCAACAGCACAGAUGGUCUUGUGGCCCCGCUAACCUCUUCAGGAAAAUGGCAAUGGAGAUCAUAAGAAAUAGGAAAGUUUCUCCCUGGAAGAAGUUUUAUGUGAUCUACAGUUUCUUCUUUGUCAGGAAGAUUGUGGCUCACCUUGUCACAUUUAUUUUCUACUGUGUUGUUUUACCGGCAACUGUUUUUGUCCCUGAAGUCGAGGUUCCUAAGUGGGGAGCUGUCUACAUUCCUUCUAUCGUCACUCUUCUCAAUGCUGUUGGAACUCCAAGGUCAUUGCAUCUACUGAUCUUCUGGAUUCUUUUUGAGAAUGUCAUGUCUCUACAUCGGACUAAGGCAACAUUUGUUGGUCUGCUGGAGGCAGGGAGAGUGAAUGAAUGGGUUGUUACAGAGAAAUUGGGAGAUGCUCUUAAGACAAAAUUAGGUGGAAAAGCUCCCAGGAAACCCCGCAUCCGAAUUGGCGAAAGAAUCCAUUUGCUAGAGCUUGCUGUUGGGGCAUACCUCUUCUUCUGUGGCUGCUAUGAUCUGGCUUUUGGAAAGAAUCGCUACUUCAUAUUCCUAUUCCUGCAAUCUAUCGCCUUCUUCAUAGCCGGCGUUGGUUAUGUUGGAACCUUUGUUCCAACCUCUUAGCAAAAUCAAUCAAACAAAGAAUCAUCUCCAAAGUCUUAUCAUUCACUUUCUGUCUUCUCCAUAUAUAUGACACUUCAAUUUCUUUGAUUGUUAUUAAAAUUUUCUUUUCAUUCAAAUUGUUACAGUUUUUACAUUAUUACAGAAAGGGUGAUCAUUCUUUUAUGCUGAGCAUAAGUGGAUUUGAGCAAUCAAGUUGAAUUGUAAUUUUCUCUUGUAAAAUGAAAGAAAUUAUGGGAAAAUAUCUUAAUAUCAAGUAGCUGGAUCCAAUCUACAUAAUUACUUUUCCUUCAA